UCUCUCUCACACACCACACACGAAAAGGGAUGGUGGAUGCUCCUGUCUCGAUGGCUAAGACUAGGUGGGAUAAUCAUGCGUGUCUGGCCCCGGGCGUUGAUGCAGCUGCCGUUGCCUGAUCUUUACUGGGCUGAGGGUAGGGUUGUUCCGGUUCCGACUGGAUCUUCAUCUCGAUUCGGCUUGACAUCGAUGUUAUCAAGCUAUUUACAUGUAAGAAGACAACGACUGAUGUAGCCUAAAAAGCGCAACCGCAAUUAUUGAACAAAUCUGAAUGGAGUAAUUAAAUGCUACCAUCGAUGGAGGAGGAUCUUGUUUAUAAUAACUAAUGAAGUGCUGUCUUGGAGGAAGGGAAAUAACCAGGGACAUCCCUGUGAGACGACCGGCUCUCCUGUUUGCUGCGAUUUUUAAAAAAUGAGAUCGGUACGUAGGCUGCCGUGAAAAUAACAUAAUUGCAUUAGUAAUCAGGCUAGGACACCCUCUCCACCAGCACCCUAUUUUCGCUGUUCCAGGGGCAGCAAACGCGGCAGCGAACGCAAACCCGUCCACGGCCCGGUCCGCGCCAUCAAAUCGACGCAUUACUGGAUGGGGAGUAGCAUAGACUGUGAAGACCGUGAGUGCGUGUGUCAAAAGGGGGACAGAGGGAGACCGGGCCAGCUCAACCCCCUGCACCGGUUAAUUGCGCUCUAAUCUGGCAAGUUUGGAGGGACGGAGAGUCCGGUGCAGUAAGGGCGCCUCAAUGACCGUCUCAUCCCGGGACAGGUAGAGAAGGCUAGAGAACGGCGGCGUGUUUGGAAGUUUUGAUGCAUAUGAUCACAACCACCAUGAUUUUUAUGAUUCUUGGCGCUUCAGUUGUAAUGGCGAUUGCCUGUUUAAUGGACAUGAACGCACUACUGGAUCGCUUUCACAACUACAUCUUACCGCAUCUACGAGGGGAAGACCGCGUCUGUCAUUGCAACUGUGGAAGGCAUCAUGUCCACUAUGUGAUCCCAUACGAUGGGGACCAUUCUCUGGUGGACUCGUCAGAGAACUACUUUGUCAGUGACAGCGUAACCAAGCAGGAGAUGGACCUGAUGCUGGGGCUGCUGCUGGGCUUCUGUAUCAGCUGGCUCCUACUGUGGCUGGAUGGAGUGCUGCACUGUGCUGUCAGGGCAUGGAGGGCCAGCCGCUACUAUGACACCCCUUCCUGGUCAUGGCUCCCCUCAUUCUGUAACCUUCGAGAUCUGCGUCGACGCGCCCAGCUCAGACAGCUGGAGGACUCCACUGGCAACAUGGUCCACAUCAAGCAGAAGCUCUACCACAACGGCCACCCCAGCCCACGCCACCUCUGACUCUGAAACAAGAAUCCCCCGUCCAGCCCCUCAAACUGCCCCAAGGCCAACUGCUGCCUCAGAGACACUGGAAAACUGCCCUCCGACUGUUCAUAACACACCUGGCCCGAAACUUUCUUACGAUGACCUUGACACAAGUCAGCACCCACCAAUCCAAACUCGAGCAGAAGAUAGUCGUCACUGAAAUCUUGUCUAUGUCCAUGUCCACCAUUGAGGUAGGAAGGAAAAACAAGCAUUUUUAAGGGUGCUUUCUGUAUAGAAAAAUGUUCUGUGUUCAUUGUUGAAACUUGGCAUGAUCUUUUAGAACAGGGUAUGAUGAUGGGGGGCACAGUGUUUAUUAAAAAAAAUCUCUAUGGGGAGGGUAUUUCUCGAAAGUGGGAGGGAGGUAAAUGGAUAGGGGUGGGUUUCAAGAUUUUAUGAUGGGAAGUUUAGAUUGCUGCUUCUGUAAAUACUUCUAAAUAUGGGGAAGUGGGAACACAGGGUAGGUUUGUUCGUGAGUGUGGUGAGUCAAGUGUUACGAGUAGAGCUGAUGGACUGUAUGGAAGGAUAAACAGAGCGUAGGAAAGAGGAGGAUGACAGUGCGUCUGGAAGUGAACAGUGUGAUGUCUGCUAAAAACAGAUUAAUUAGUUUUGUUACCUAGUGAAUUAAAUGAAUGUAUUAAUUUUACCUGUAAAUAUAAGAGGGGGAGGGGAGCAUACGUUUGUGGUUAGGGUUCUCUGCACUGUUAUUAUGAGAAGGUAGAAAAUGAAUGCCAGUCAAGAUAAGACGGAGGCAGUUCAGUGCUUCCCUCGUCUUCCCAAUAUUGUGUCCAAUAGCACUUCCCACUUUGCUACAUCCAAUUCCUUCAUACUUACUCAAAAGCAACCAGCCUAGAAGCAGUGGGAACCCUCACCCAGUCCCUCUCUCCCUCUCUGUCCAGACAUUGCUGUUGUGAAGAUAAAAUGUCUGUUUUAUUAAAAGUGCCAUUGAAGCACAACAGUGA
Messenger RNA from Oncorhynchus tshawytscha (Chinook salmon), 2311 nucleotides. Its product is annotated as transmembrane protein 240-like. Bases 801 to 1328 code for a protein of 175 amino acids. The record is from RefSeq and is a predicted model, not a curated record. Lineage: Eukaryota; Metazoa; Chordata; Actinopteri; Salmoniformes; Salmonidae. The transcript is spliced from 4 exons.